CACUUGGUCGCAGUUUGGUGUUGUGUCGUAGCGUGUUAAGUUUUUGGCGCCAUUUUCGGGGACCUCUAGGUUAUUGUAGAAACGUGAAAGUCUGUUACUUUAGCAUUUACUUUUAUGCAUCUCUCUUUUCCACCCUUGAUUUUCACUUGGGUAUUUUGUUUUUGUUGGUGCAUAUCUGAUACAUGGAUCCUCAUGGCUUCUCCAAUCAUUGGGGGUAUCCACCACCACCGGAUUGGUAUUACCCCGAGACUUCCUGGAGCAACCAAGGAGGAGAAGACUAUGGACUCGGGUUUCAGUACCAACCCCCCUACUACGAAGAACAAUCUCCUUAUCAAGAAGAAUUCCUCCCACAACCAGAAGGGCCAUCAGAUCUUGAUUUCGACACAGCCUUCACGGGCCAUCCGGCAGAGCCAUGCUACACUCCACAGCCAGAUCCAAACUAUCACUUGAGGCUUCUCGUGGAGCAGAUUGCUCGAGUACCUGAGAGAUCCUUUCUCGAGAUGGAUCCUCAUAUCCAGGCCAUGGCCCAAACUAACUUCUCCUUUCCCCGUGAAACAGAGGAUACCCUCCGGAGCAUAAAGAAGCACAUAGAGGUCAUUGAGAAAGCUUGUGCAUAGUUUUCUCAAGAUAACCUUUAUGAUGCCAUACAAGUAGAGGAGGAGGAGGAAGAAGAAGGCAAUCAUAAGGAUGUUGAGGAGCACACAAGUAAAGGUAAAUCACCAACAAUAUGAUACAUUCGAGAUUAAAAGAUAAAUACUACGUACUUGGAUGCGUUCUCAACUUCUAUAGAGUAAUCUAAUUCACUAGUUAGGCUCUUCUCAAAUUCAUUAGCAUAGAUGGGAAUGUGUCUUAUUGUUAAUAUUUAUGUUUAUGAACAUAUUAUUAACAUGCUAUAAGAUGCUCUACUUUAAGCAUGAAUUGCAUCUAUUUAUUAACUUAUCUAAAUUCGGUGCAUUCAUAUUCUACAUAGUAUAUGUCGUACUUAAUAGAUUUUUAGUUAUUUUACAAUAUGCGUAAAAAACUUACGCUUUUACG
Molecule: messenger RNA, 1035 nt
Organism: Linum trigynum
Lineage: Eukaryota; Viridiplantae; Streptophyta; Magnoliopsida; Malpighiales; Linaceae
Source: the annotation of a GenBank genome assembly